Messenger RNA from Triticum aestivum (bread wheat), 5275 nucleotides. RefSeq lists its product as uncharacterized. NCBI's taxonomy places the organism in Eukaryota, Viridiplantae, Streptophyta, Magnoliopsida, Poales, Poaceae. The transcript has 7 exons. The record is from RefSeq and is a predicted model, not a curated record. Gene Ontology annotation, molecular function: protein binding. Bases 151 to 5037 code for a protein of 1628 amino acids.
CCGACCCAAACCUCCAAGAUUACGGCGUAACAACGACAACAACCUCUCUUAUUAUACGCUAUCUUUCACCUCGGUUAAACCCCCAGGUUUACUUCCCCGGCUCCACUCCCGCCGCCCCGCAUCUCGUGCUCCCCGCUCUCCAGCCCAGCCAUGGCGUCGCCGGCCGCGGCCGCCUCCAGCCACGGCCACCACCUCCUCCUCCUCAUCGCGCUUCUCUUACUCCCGCUUGCCGCGGCCGCCGCGCCGCACCGGCACCGCAUCCCGUCCCGCCACCUCGCCUCGCUCAACGCGUCGGCGCCACCAACCACCUUCUUCGAGGUGGACCGCCCGAUCCGCCCGCCGCUGGGCAGUAUAGGGCCCUGCUCCGCGCUGCUCCUGUCCCACUCCUUCGCCGAGACCUACGGCAGGCCCCCGGUCACCGCCGCCUACACGCCGCCCGAGUGCCUCGCCGCCGCGCGCGCCCGGGGCGCGUCGCUCGCGCUCGCGGUGCUCGAGUGGAGCGCCGACUGCCGCGGCCGCCAGUUCGACCGCAUCUUCGGCGUCUGGCUCUCGGGCGCCGAGAUCCUCCGCAGCUGCACCGCCGAGCCGCGCGCCACCGGCAUUGUCUGGUCCGUCUCCCGCGACGUCACCAGGUACGCAUCACUCCUCGCGGAGCCCGGCGAGGUCGCGGUGUACCUUGGCAAUCUCGUCGACAAGACCUACACGGGCGUCUACCACGUCAACCUCACGCUCCACCUCUACUUCCACCCUGCGCCGCCGCCUCUCACGCAGCACGCCGAUCUGAUUGUACCCAUCUCGAGAAGCUUGCCUCUGAACGACGGGCAGUGGUUCGCCGUCCAGAAUGCCACCGACGUGCAGUCCAAGAGCCUCUCCAUUCCGUCGAACACCUACAGGGCGGUCCUUGAGGUGUUCGUUUCGUUCCACUCCAGCGAUGAAUUCUGGUACACCAACCCACCCAAUGAGUACAUUGAGGCCGUGCUUUUUGGCCGUUCACUGUCAUCUACACCGGCGGUGUCAACCCGCUUCUCUGGAGGCCAAUCACCGCUCCUGGACGGCAAGGAUCACAAUUUUGGGUUUGCUGUCACCAAUGCAUUGGAUGUGUGGUACAUUGAUGCCAAUUUACAUCUGUGGUUGGAUCACAAGAGCAAGAAAACAGUCGGGAGCUUGAUCAGCUAUGAUGCACCCGCAUUGGCACUGAAUUUGGACUCUGGGUUCAGUGGGCUGGAUGGUAAGUUCCUCACGGGCGCAAGCCGGCAUGUCUCCGCAACCGGGUCGGUGAAAUCAUCAUACGGGGAGGUGACCACAACUUUCUACCAGAGAUUCAACUAUGUUAACAGCAAUGUGUAUACCAGCAAUGGCACUGUCCAAGUGGUGAACCAAACGAUUGAUGCAAAGUCUGGUGUUUUUGUCAAGGAUGCUUCUGCUGUUCUUCUCUCGGAGGAAGUUCACAAGGUGUUUCCGCUGUAUGUCUACACUGGAACAUCAGACCAGGUGGGCGACGAGUACUCACUGAUUUCACUUGUCAAAUUGGGCAUCAGCGAGAAGAGUGUCUUAGGUGGGAAGUUGGGGUUCUCGUACCGCUCUCUGCGGAAUGCACAGUCAGCACGAGGCACUAUGAAGGUCAAGAAGAAUUUGGUGGUUAGUGGACUGGGAAAGACACAUCAGGUGUACAAAUAUGUGGGUACUGAUGGAUGCUACUUCAGGGAUGUGAGCAGCAAGAAUUACACUAUAAUUUCUGACAACUCUGGUGGUUCUUGCUCAAAGGGAUCGCCGUCUAGUGGUGUCAAAUUCUCCUCCAAUAAAAAUCAACCAGCUAGGAAAAGGUUGCUGAAACUGGACUUACACUGCAUCGUCGGCUUACAAGGUCCAAUUCGCUGGACAUCUACGCUCACCCUUGCAGGAUAUGGUUUGGAAGGUUUGAAAAAGUGUGACGCCUCAGUGAUGCCGCCAAAGGUGUCCGUCGCCGCCUCAAACGAUGGCGCGCUGCCUGAAGACAUGCUGCGUCACAUCCUCGUGCGCCUCCCCACGAAGACGGUGUGCCGCUUCCGAGCGGUUUGCCGAUCCUGGAGGUCCCUCCUCACAGAUCCGCUCUUCCUUGCAGCGCACAAGUCCAACCACCCUGGGCCACUAAUCGUCACAUGUAAGAGUGAGAUGUUUGAAAGAGGCGCCAUUAACAUUGUGGACUUGUCUGGCCAUGUCGUUAAGCGGAUAGCCAUCACCAUGAAGGAUGCCAGGAUGGUGCGCACACGCAGCCUGGACCUUAUUUCUGUCACCGGACGUAAGGGCUGCCAUGUGAUCAACCCUGCCACUGGCGAUGCUUUUGCAUUGCCCAGCUGCCGCGCAAAGGAGCAUGCACAUGUGCAACAUUUCUUCCCAGAAUCAUUUGACUUUGGACAGGUUGUCACCACGGGAGAAUACAAGGCCGUACGCUGUGUUAGCAUCGAUAAUUCCGAUCAUGCAUCCAGCCCGAUGCUCUGUGAGGUCAUCACCCUUGAUGAUGGUCGCCAUGCAAGAUGGAGGGGCAAACAGGGCCCUCCGGCCCCUGUCACAAGUAACCGUAACAGAAGUAUUGUUGUCAAUGGAGUCGUUUAUUUCUUGUUGGAUUUUCUAUACAAACGUUUCACAUUUUCUGGGGCCCGUGUGAAACCGGGUAGCAUGGCUUUGUUCAACCUUGAGACAGAGGAGUGGAUGGGGAUUGUCCAAGGUCCAACUCCAGUGCGCAGCUUUGUUAAGGACAGCAAUGGCAUGUGCGGUUACUUUAGUCUAUACUUGGAGCUAUCAGUGGUAAAUUUGGAUGGGUUCCUAGUCAUGGCACACAAUCCUGGAGGUUGCUCUUUGGACUUAUGGUUUUUGAUGGAUAUUGAGAAACGUCUCUGGAAUAAAAGGUACAGCUUGGAUUUCCAGCCUGAAAAUCUCUUUGCUCAACCCUUGGAAAUUCUAAAUGACGGGAAGAUAAUCCUGUCUGCAUCAGGAUCACUAAGACACUAUAAUCCAAUGACCAAGGCUUACAUUGAUUUUGGGAUGAGAAAUUCCACAUCUGUUGGUACUUACACUGGAAAUCUGUUGUCUUCAGAGAGCACCUUCGAUUCUGAGAUUGGUAAUGACAUAUCAAGAAUGAUGAUGCUGAUGCUGCUGAACGUUGCACUACCUGUGGCUGCUAUGUCACCCUCGAAGCCGGCCAACAUGAUAAGGGGUAGAUUGGUAGAUUUUGGCGUAGUGUUGGCAAUUGUUUUAAACCAGCUCCACUCCCACUCCACCCACUCCCUCCAAGCUCCAGCCAUGGCAUCGCGGACCACCAGCUCCUGCCUGAUCUUCCUCCUGGCGCUCCUCCUCCCCCUCGCCGCGGUCGCCGUGCCGCGCAGACACCGCUUUCCGUCGCUCCAGCUCGCCCCGGUCAACGCCUCGGAGCCACCCACCACCUUCUUCGAGGUGGACCGCCCGAUCCAGCCGCCGCGCGGCAGCGUCGGGCCCUGCUCCGCGCUGCUCCUCUCCGACUCCUUCGGCUACACCUACGGCAGUCCUCCGGCCACCGCCGCCUACGUGCCGCCCGGGUGCCUCGCCGCGGGCGGGUCGCUCGCGCUCGCGGUGCUCGAGUGGAGCGCCGACUGCCGCGGCCGCCAGUUCGACCGCAUCUUCGGCGUCUGGCUCUCCGGCGCCGAGCUCCUCCGCAGCUGCACCGCCGAGCCGCGCCCCAACGGCAUCCUCUGGUCGGUCUCCCGCGACGUCACGAGGUACGCGGCCCUUCUCUCCGAGCCUGGCGAGGUCGUGGUGUACCUUGGCAACAUCGUCGACAGCACAUACACCGGUGUCUACCACGCCAACCUCACGCUCCAUCUUUACUUCCACCCCACAACGCCGUCACCGCCGCCGCCGCCGCCGCAUGCCGACUUGAUCCUGCCCAUCUCGAGAAGCCUGCCUCUGAACGACGGGCAGUGGUUCGCCAUCCAGAAUUCCGCUGAUGUGCAGUCAAAGAAGCUGGCCAUUCCGUCGAACACCUACAGGGCGGUCCUGGAGGUGUUCGUUUCGUUCCACUCCAGUGAUGAGUUCUGGUACACCAACCCUCCCAACGAGUACAUUGAGGCCAACAAUUUGUCCAGCGUCCCUGGCAAUGGCGCGUUUCGGGAGGUUAUUGUUAAAGUCGAUGACAAUGUCGUCGGUGCUGUUUGGCCGUUCACUGUCAUCUACACCGGCGGUGUCAACCCGCUUCUCUGGCGGCCAAUCACCGGCAUUGGCUCAUUCAAUCUACCUACCUAUGGCAUUGAUAUCACGCCAUUCUUGGGCAAGCUCAUGGACGGGAAGGAGCACAAUUUUGGGUUUGCUGUGACCAAUGCAUUGGAUAUGUGGUACCUUGAUGCUAAUUUACAUCUGUGGUUGGAUCACAAGAGCAAGAAGACAGUUGGGAGCUUGAUCAGCUAUGAUGCAGCGUCGUCGGCAAAUGUGGACUCGGAGUUCAGCGGGCUGGACGGGCGGUUCGUGACGAGCGCAAGCCGGCAUGUCUCCGCCACCGGGUGGGUGGAAUCGUCGCACGGAAAGGUCAUGACAACUUUCUACCAGAGAUUCAGCUAUAGAAACAGCAAUGUGUAUAGCAAGAACGGCAGUGAGCAAGUGGUGAACCAAACGAUCGACGCCAAGUCAGGUGUUUCCACCACAAACGGCGCCGUGCUGCUCUCGGAAGAAGUUCACCAGGUCUUCCCACUCUAUCUUUUCUCUGGGACCUCAGACGAAGUGGGUGAUGAGUACUCGCUGGUUUCGGCUGCCGAGCUGGGCAUCAAUGAGAAGAGGGUCUCUGGUGCGGAGCAAGGCUUCUCCUACAGCUCUCUGCGGAAUGCGCAGUCGGCACGCGGUAGUAUGAGGGUGAAGGGGAAUUUGGUGACUUCCGGGUCCGGUGAGAACCAUCAGGUGUAUAAAUAUGUGGGUACCGAUGGAUGCUACUCCAGAGAUGUCAGCAGCAAGAACUACACUGUCGUUUUCGACCGCUCUGAUGACUCGUGCUUAAAGGGAUCACAAGUUAAAGGCUCCAGAUUCCCCUCCAGUUAGCUCAGACGAUCCGGAACUGUACUGCAAGUUAGAGAAUAAGAUUUGCAUAGUUUAUCCUGUGCCUCGUAUGGUAGGUAGAAGUAGAAAUCUUGGACAUUUCAAUUUGAACUCACUGUUUUCGAAUGUAUCAGUGACACUUUUAAUUUGGUUUGAAAUGAUUCUGCUCCGCACAGGUUAUGAUUAUCAUUGACACUUUUACUACUUAAUAUAAUCAAGCUUCUGGCAUUAUUACUGAUCA